GGGAAGGAGGGAGGAGGGAGGAGGGAGAGUGGAAUUUGGAGGGAGGAUAAUUGACUCCAGAACGUCCGAAGCUCUGAAAAUCUUCGGGUUUUGAAGUUAGCAGACAUUGCUCUGCAAGUCCUGCGCUUCCCCUUCCCCCCUCCCUUUUUUCUGUGUCCUUGGUUUCCUUUCAUGGGUUUAAUCUCUCGUUGUAGUUCUGCCGUGCUUUGUUAAACUACAGGGAAAAAGUUUUUUCCAGAAACACAUGGCACACCGCACACGGUGUUCACAGAAGGUUUAAUGCUUGGAAAGUCAUAGGAUAGAAUUGAUUUUGACAGGAUAGGUUUCUUCUUCUUACUUUUUUUUUUGUUUGUUCGAUCGACAGCUUGACCAUUGCGGUCCAUUGUAUCGUAGCCUUUAGGAAUGUUUUAACAGGGCACAGGUUUCAAAGGAAGGCGACAUUUCUCAUUCCAAAAAUCGGGAUUGGAAGAUAUCUGCAAGAACCCAGUGCCCAUAAGGGGGAUACUCGAAGCGUGAUUUUUUGAGUUGAGAAUCCAUUGAAUUAGUUCAGGACUGGAGCGAAAUCUGCAAUUAAUUCUUGAAGUAGUGGAGUUUUCCAAGGUUUUCUCAAGAAAUUCUUUUUUAACAGGGGAUAUUCAAAGAGAAAAGGUGGAAAAGUAGAGAGAGAGAGUGUGUAUGUAUGUGUUUUUCGGGGGAGCAUGAAUGCUGUUAUCCGUAACCGUACCAGAGGUCAGAAGCAGUUAUGAUUUGAAGCAAGGUGUUGCAGAAGCUACAGAACCGAGAAUGAACGAGGAUUCGUUAAAUUAUAUAUCUCUUGAUACUAUGCAAACGAAGAGCUGAGUUAAGCUAUGCAAAGUAUUUCCUACCUGUACGAAGAUCAAAUAUUGUGGUGAAACGAUUCAACCAAGGUCUGCAACUGAAAUCCUCCCUUACAAUUGUUUUAGUUCCAUUUUUAUAUUUAUGGAAAUGGCUUGUAAUCAAUCAGAAAUGCAAGAACCGAGCAUUGAUACGGACAAGCUUAGUUAUGAGAUAUUUUCUAUCCUCGAAAGUAAAUUCCUUUUCGGCUACGACGAUCAGAAGGUCUGGAUUCCGAAACAUAUCGCUCCAGCCAACGGAACAAUAUCCGAAACUACAGCUCCGACGACCACUGACAACGGUGUUGGGGCGAUCAAGAAUCAAAGAGGCAAGGUCUGCAUUCUUAGCAUUGAUGGUGGAGGAAUGCGAGAGAUCCUCUCAGGAAAAGCCCUGUCUUACCUAGAACAAGCUCUCAAGACCAAAUCUGGAAAUCCAGACGCAAGAAUCGCCGAUUAUUUUGAUGUUGCCGCUGGAACAGGGUUCGGAGGAAUAUUCACGGCGAUGCUCUUCGGUACCAAGGGCAAUAACCAUCCCAUUUUCCAAGCGGAGGAGACGUGGAAGUUCUUGGCGGAGAAGGGAAAAUAUUUUUUCCGACCUUCCUCUGGUUCAUGCUCCGGUGGCGGUUUUUUACGGCGAAUAUCCAAGAGCGGAGCCGGUGGUUCAACCAGUUUAGCGACGGCCGGACUGGAAAGGGAGAUGAAAGAAGUAUUUACGGAUAAUGGCCGUAUUCUGACACUUAAAGACACGCUGAAGCCGGUUUUGAUACCUUGCUACGAUCUUUCGAGUUCAGCGCCGUUUCUCUUCUCCAGAGCUGACGCGCUGGAGACGGACAGCUAUGAUUUCAGGCUGUGGGAGGUAUGCCGAGCAACGUCGGCCGAGCCGGCCAUGUUCGAACCGGUAGCAAUGCGGUCAGUUGACGGCCAGACUCAGUGCGUGGCGGUCGACGGUGGGCUGGCGAUGAGCAACCCGACAGCAGCGGCGAUAACGCACGUGUUACACAACAAGCAUGAGUUCCCGUUCGUGCGAGGAGUGGAGGACUUGUUGGUGUUGUCCCUGGGGAGUGGUCAUCUGCUGGAGCGCAGCUACGAGUAUGAGCAGGUCAAAGGGUGGAAAGCAAGGGAGUGGGCGCGACCCAUGGCUCGAAUCGCCGGUGAUGGUGCCGCCGAUUUGGUCGACCACGCCGUAGCCAUGGCGUUUGGUCAAAGCCGGAGCAGCAAUUACGUCCGUAUACAGGCAAACGGGCCAAUUUUGGGUCUCUGUGGGGCAAAUGUGGAUGCUGACCCCAGUACCAAGAAUGUGAAUAUGCUGAUGGAAGCGGCAGAAGAGAUGCUUAGACAGAGGAAUGUUGAAUCCGUUCUCUUCGGGGGGAAGAGAAUCGGGGAGGACACCAAUAUGGAGAAACUUGAUUGGUUUGCUGAACAACUCGUGCUGGAGCAUCAGAGGAGGAGUUGUAGAAUUGCUCCCACCGUCGCGUUCAAACAAGCUACCCCAAAACCCACCUAAAUCCCAUUCACAUAUUAACAUAGACCCGUCAGAAUUCAGAAAGUGAAGAUUUUACGGAAGUCACAAAUCACUCCGGAGGCGGAGGAUGGUGGUGCAGAAAUCAGAAUACUGAUCCUUCAAUUCAUGUCGCAUCGUGGGAUAUUACCGUCAUUUUAAAUCAAAGAGCAAACGGCCGGUUGUUGUUGUGACCUGUGAGGCUGGGGCUGGAAAUUCCAAAUUCCUGAUGUUGUUGGCCAACCGACAGUGAGGGUGGGGAUGGUUUAGUCAUUUUUGUCAUUGAAUGCUCAUGAACGAGAAUCAACAUCAUUGUGCUGCCUGCUCACUACUGCUCAAUCCCUUCUCCCAACUUCCAAGAGUCUUCUUCUAGGUAGGGAAGAAAAAGAAAAAGGAAAGAAAACAUAGCAGCUUUUACUUUAAGAAGGGAGGAGGAGAGGUGGUCGGGGCAAUUGAGAUGUAAAGAGCAGUUGGUGAAAGAAAAAGGUCGGACACUUCAUUGGGAUCUUUUGCCAGGUAGAGAACAUGCAAUUUUGGUGUCCCCCCCACCCCCCCACAUUUUGGACGAGUCGUCUCUCCGGCGAGUGGGAGAGAGGUUUCCUGAUUCCUACUUGGUAUGUGAAAUCAAAUUACAUGCGGUUUGCACUCAAGUGGGAUUUGGGUUGGGAACUUAAAAGUUCAGCCUGUUUCCUACUACCCAUACCAACUCUACAAUGCCCCUAUAUUUUAUGUUUAUCCUACGGUUCGGGUUCGCCCUCUCAUACCCUUUUGUCCAGAAACUUGACACACUGUACGGAAGAACAGACGCAGCUCUCCUACAAGCCCAAAAAAUUUGUUUGGUUGGUAAUGGGGUGGGUAUGUAUUUUCUAUUUUCUUCUUGUAGUGGUGGUCCGGGAGGAAUGUAACGUGCAAUUUUCUUUAGCAGGCGACCAUAUCCAGAUUGUAGAGAGAAGGUACUCAAGGUCAAGGGUGGUUAAUAUUGUUGUAGCUUUUUCAGGCGUUGGUCCCGACGACUGGAGUGGAAAGAGCCUUUCUGUGUAAACUGUAAUAUUAUUAUUGUAUAAAACUAUAAAUUCCGCGGCUGCUAACCACGCAGCUCAACAAGAUUCAGUAACUGUCUUUGCAAGAUCUA
Messenger RNA from Nelumbo nucifera (sacred lotus), 3484 nucleotides. The record is from RefSeq and is a predicted model, not a curated record. Lineage: Eukaryota; Viridiplantae; Streptophyta; Magnoliopsida; Proteales; Nelumbonaceae.